UGUAAUGCUUGUAGCGUAGCACGUGGAUUGUACAGUCUAUGAAUAAGAAAGUUAUUGAUGCAUUAACGUUCAGAUAUAAAGAUGGUGCAACAGAAUUUCCCACGAGGUGGUAAGAAACCCUUGAAGAAAAAUCUGCCAAAUUAUGCAUUGCUGCAAGCUUCAAAGUUGAAAUCACAAAAGUCUAAGAUGAAAAAACGUAAAGGUGAAGAUGCACAAUUGAAAACAGGCAUUAUAGCAAGAGCUGCGCUGAACUUAACGUAUGGCACUUUGACACAAGGAAUGAUAUUGCUGGGUCGAGUGCAGCGUUCUUCCCAGUAUGAUGUGACGAUUUCACUCCCAGGGCGGUUGAGUGGAUUGUUACAAAUCACAGACAUAAGUGAGGCUUAUACAAACCUUCUUCAAAAUCUCGUCUCCUCACAACUUCCUCCACCGGAUUUCAAACCACUCUCCGAUCUUUACAAACGAGGAAAUUAUCUAGUUUGUUAUGUAAAAGUGAUUGAUGUACAAAGUAAACAUAGAGUUAUCCUCUCAGUUCAACCAGAGAUGAUUAAUUUAAAUUUUGAUUCUGGUAAAUUGGCGCCAGGAUCUAGAAUAGCGUGUUCUAUUAGUUGUGUCGAGGAUCAUGGAUACGUGGUGGAUACUGGAAAUAAGAAUCUUCGAGGAUUUCUGAGCAAGAACGAUGUCAAAGUGGGAGUUAAAUACUAUGUUGGACAACAAGUUUUCUGUGUAGUCCGCUCAACAACAACUACCGAGGGCAUAACAACAUUGAAACUCACAACAGAUCCCAAGUUUACGAAUAGUCCUUUAUCAUCAGAAGAUCAACACUUAAAUUCCCUAAUUCCCGGAACUAAAUUGUCUGUCGUUAUAAAAAAACUUCUCCCUGAUGGUCUUCAUAUUUCCUUCAAUAAGGAUAAUAUUGGCUACAUAAACCGUCUAUACCUUGAGAAUCCUCUGGACACCUACGAAGAAGGUUCACAGCUUUUCGCAACGUUCCUUUACACUCUCCCCACAGUGAAAUUUUCGUACUUCACCGAAAUUGCGCUAGAACCCGAGUGUGCAACUCUAACAAUUGGAGAAAUGGAAAAAGCAAAAAUUCUUUUCCAUGAUAGAAAAGGAAUAGCCCUAAGAAUCAAGAAGAAUUUCCGUGGAUACAUGCCCUUGAAGCGUACAGGUGUUGAAUUCGAUCAAAUUCGGGAUAAAUUCCCUCCAAACUCGGUCCAUAAAUGUAGAAUAUUAACAUACGACAAUUUUGAUCGAGUUUAUAUAUGUUCUGCUUUGAAGCAUGAGCUGACCUUGGAAUAUAAAAUCCCAGAGACUGUGACUGCGGGGGACCUUAUGCCAGUCCAAAUAAUCCGCGAAAGCCCUAACAAAUUCCUUUUUGUAAAAUCUGGAAGAAUCCUAGGAGAUGUACCUCCCGAGCAAAUUCGUGACAUCGACGACGCGGUUGUUCCUCUGAUCGGAAAAAAAGUUUUAGCGAGAGUUCUUUCAAGAGAUAAGAAUGGCGAACGUUUCAAUUUCACCUUAAAGAGGUCAUUAGUAGAAAGUAACCGUCCAAUUCUAUCAGAAUUCACUCAAGCUCAAGUUGGUUCUACAUAUUUAGGAACGGUCAUCAAUAAAAGUGGAAAAGGGCUAUUAAUAAAAUUUUAUGAGGAUUUGAAAGGUGUAAUUCCAUCGAAGGCACUACGAAAUAUUCCAGGAGGAAUUAAAGCCUUCAGAGAGGGUCAAGUAAUUGAGGUGAAAGUGGCUAAUGUCAUCAUUCAAGAGCGCAGGUUAAUCCUAGAGCUCGCCACAGCAGAUAAAAAAAGGAUGAUAUGUCCAUUUGAAAUAGGAGAAACGGUAGAGGGAAAAGUCAUCGACUCUUCUGUAGAAGGCGUCCAUAUUCGCAUUCUAAAUCCCUCUGGAAACGAUGCUAUUACAGCAUAUUUGCCAGCAGGACAUAUGUCCCCUUGUGAGAAAACAGGAAAACAGAUGGCUGCUCUUUCAGUUCCUGGCGAUACUAUGUCAGCCCUCGUCUUCUCCACAACACCAGAAUUCAUUUUAACGACAACUUUGAACCCUCAGAAGUGGUAUACAGACAUAAAAAACCUAUCCGUAAGUGAUUGCAUUCCUUGCUCUAUUACCCAAAUCAAUACAACAGGAAUUGAAGUGCUCUUACCGGUGAAGGACUUGAAAUGCUAUGGAAUUGUCUCACUCAAUAAAAUAGACAAUAUCAAACUGUUAUUCAAACAUCAAAUAUUGUUCGGAAAAAUCACUCAAAUUAAUAAAAAAACUCAGGUAAUUCAUCUCACAACCAUUUUCCACGAAGUCUGGUCUUCAGCUGUGGAAAAUGAUACGGACCUCAUUGCUUCUGUCGACGUUCUCGCUUUAUAUCUUUCAAAAUUAAAACAGCUAGCCUCAUUCAGUUAUUAUAGUACUCACAAAAUUUCAAAAAUGAAACUGGGUCAGAAAGUGUCCGGAGUGGUUGAGACAAUAACCGAAAAUGGAACAGUUAUCAAGUUAAAUGAUGGUGUCCCGGCAAUCGCACGUAAAAGCCACGCUGAAAAAUCGCUGAAAAUUGGAGAUAAAGUGAAUGGCUCUAUCCUCUGGAUUAAUUACGUGGAUGAGCUUGUGGAAAUUACAUUAGAUCCAAUUUUGAUGAAUGCUAUCAAGCCUAAGCAGAAUGAAAUUCCUGAAGAUGCUCUUAAAAAAAAGUUGAAAGGAGAAAUUGUCUUGAUCAACAGGUGGUUUGUUCUGGUUGUGUUGAAAGGUUGUGGUAAAGGAAACCUCGUAGCUUUACCCACCAAAGCGCAUGUUAACGAUCUGACACCUGAUUUGUCCAGCUAUAAGAUUGGAGCCAAGAUAAAGUGUUACGUUAUCAUGAAAGAUAAUGAAUCAGAGAUUAUCCCAAUCGUUUAUAGGAAUGCUGGCUUUGUCACACCAAAACUCCAUAAGUCUGGGAUGGUCGAUUGUCAAGUGAAGAUGGACGACAAUAUAACACCUGGUGAUGAAUUCGUUGUAAGCGAAACAAUACAAAAAAAAAGGAAAAGACACCUGGAAAAUGUUACGGAAAAAAAUAGAGCCAUGAAGAAAUUAAAAACUGAUCCUAUAACUAACUCCUCAUCCCACAAAACAAAAUCAAUCAAAACAAAGAGAGAAAUAGCACUCAUAAAGUCAAAAAAUGAAGAACAACAAGAAAUGUUUACCUGUGCAAAUGAAUCAGAGGGUUUGGUAACAUUCGCCUUAGCUGAGGAUGCCGAAGAUGCUAAUAAAAAAACUGAAAAUGAACAACAAUCGGAGGCAGGAAAGUUGGGUAUUCCAGAAUGUGGUUUUGUUUGGGACUCUAAACCGGACAUUUCUCCCCACCAUAAUAAAGAGUCCAGUGAUGACGAAGACGCACAGGAAGGUCAGUUUUCCCAGAAAAGUAAUAAAUUAAGCUCAGCAGAACGAAAAGUAUUGGAGUAUCGGAGAGAAAGUGAAAUUAGAAAGAGAGAGACACAAUUAACCAAUAAUUACGUGCCUAAUUCAGUGGAUGAAUUCAACAGACUCGUCCUGGCUAGUCCCGACAGUUCUUUUGUAUGGCUACAAUAUAUAGCAUAUUUUCUUCAUACCACAGAAAUUGAAAAAGCAAGAGCGGUCGUUAAACAGGCUUUGAAGACUAUCAAUUUCAGAGAGGAAAAUGAGAAACUAAACAUCUGGCAGGGUUGGUUAAAUCUUGAAUCCCGAUUUGGAACUGCAGAAAGCUUGAACAGGGUUUUCCAGGAAGCUAUUAAGACCAAUGACUCCCAGAAGAUCUAUCUUCAUAUGUUGAAAAUUCACGGAGAUUCUCGGCGGAUGGAUGAAAUAGAAAGAAUUGUGAAUACUAUCACAAAGAAGUUUAAGAGCUCUCAGGAAGUGUGGGUUGAAUGCGGAGCUAUGUUGCUAAAAAUGGGAUUGAAGGAAAAAUCUAGAGAAAUAAUGCAGAGGGCUAUUCAGUCUCUUUCUGCAGCAGAUCACGUGAAUCUUAUGGUAAAGUUCGCCCAAUUGGAGAAUAACUUUGGAGAUAGCGACCGGGCGGCGACUCUGUUCGAGAAAAUUUUGACAUCUUAUCCAAAAAGAGUUGACGUUUGGUCCAUUUACGUCGACGCUUUAAUCAAGUCAGAUAACUAUGAUUCUGCAAGAAAAGUUCUAGGACGGGCUAUUAUCCAAACACUCUCUGCAAAAAAGAUGAAAACGUUAUUCGAAAAGUACAUUGCUUUUGAAACAAAGUAUGGAACACCUCAAAGCAUCGCUCAGGCGCGUGACCUUGCGGUCCAGUAUGUAGAGAAUCAUUGUAGUGGAGGAAAUUUUGAAAUCGAUUAGUUAAACCCUUCAAUUCCUUAGUAAUUUGCAUAUCGGCCAUUCGAGAGUGUUUACGCGUUUUUCUCGGAAGUUCUCUUCUAGAAAAUUAAUCGACCCGGUCAUUAUCAGUCCUUCUCAGAAUUAAUCUCAUAAUUCUCUGAAUUCUAUACUAUUCUAGCUGAGCUCUUUUAUUGUGACAUAUUUGAGUGUAACUAACGAAUUUUUUACUCAUUAAAUUGACUUUAUUUGGCCAGCA
Messenger RNA from Fopius arisanus, 4552 nucleotides. It is a transcript of the gene Rrp5, whose product is annotated as Ribosomal RNA Processing 5. Bases 82 to 4317 code for a protein of 1411 amino acids. Gene Ontology annotation, molecular function: RNA binding; protein binding. The transcript has 4 exons. Lineage: Eukaryota; Metazoa; Arthropoda; Insecta; Hymenoptera; Braconidae. Gene Ontology annotation, biological process: rRNA processing. Gene Ontology annotation, cellular component: nucleus; small-subunit processome; nucleolus. The record is from RefSeq and is a predicted model, not a curated record.